CCAGAAACCAGAGGUUGAAGAAGUCAAAUUAUUAAUGAAAGUCGCUCCAACCACUAAAAGAUACUUUUUCUAAUGUUUUCUAAUGUGUAAAUGGAGACUCCUGCGUUCAUAUGUGGAAUUGAAGUCGCACUUCUUUGAAAAAUUUAGGAAGCACUAAGCUUUUUGACAAAACCAUCGUCUAAUAUAAGUUGAAUAACGGGACACUGAAAUGAAAGAUCAUUGAAUACGUAAGUUAUAGAAUAAUAAAUUAUAUGGAUAGCUAUGAGGUGAUGAUAGUGUGGUUCUCUCUCUUAUUCUCCCUCAUCCCCAGCAUCAGUACUAGACUGAGUAGUAUCACUCUAGAUCAACCCUUACACCACAAUGAAACCCUGGUUUCAGCAUCUGGAACCUUUGAAGCAGGGUUCUUCAGCACUGGAAGUUCUCAGAGACAAUACUUUUGCAUAUGUUACAAGAAUAUAUCACCUAGAACAAUUGUGUGGGUGGCCAACAGAAACACCCCAUUAGAUAAUAACUUCACUGGAGUUUUCAAAGUCAGUGAUGAGGGGAAUCUUGUUGUACUUGAUGGCAUUGGUGCAAGUGUUUGGUCUUCCAAUGCAUCAACCACUUCUCAGAAGCCUAUUGUGCAGCUCUUGGACUCCGGCAACCUUGUUGUGAAAGACAGCGGAACAAAUAGUCCAGAGAAGGUUGUGUGGCAAAGCUUUGAUUUUCCUGGUGACACUUUGCUUCCUGGGAUGAAACUCAGAAGCAGUCUUGUGACAGGUGCACAUAGUUCUCUGACAUCGUGGAGGGACACAGAAGAUCCUGCUCUGGGGGAAUAUUCUAUGUAUAUCGAUCCUCGUGGUUUUCCUCAGAGAGUGACUACAAAGGGAGGGACUUGGUUGUAUAGAGCUGGUUCAUGGAAUGGUUAUCAAUUUUCAGGUGUUCCUUGGCAGCUGUUGCAUAAUUUCUUCAAUUACUAUUUUGUGUUAACCCCAAAGGAAGUGUAUUAUGAGUAUGAACUCUUGGAGCCUUCGGUUGUUACAAGGUUUGUGAUCAACCAAGAAGGGCUUGGUCAACGUUUCACUUGGUCAGAGAGGACACAGAGUUGGGAGCUUUUCGCCUCCGGCCCCAGGGAUCAGUGUGAGAACUAUGGCUUGUGUGGUGCAAAUUCUGUUUGUAAAAUUAAUAGCUACCCCAUAUGUGAAUGCUUGGAGGGAUUUCUCCCAAAGUUCGAGGAAAAGUGGAGAUCAUUGGAUUGGUCUGAUGGGUGUGUUCGGGGAACGAAACUGGGUUGUGACGAUGGAGAUGGAUUUGUUAAGUAUGAAGGAAUGAGAUUGCCAGACACGUCUUCGUCCUGGUUUGACACAAGCAUGAGCCUUGAUGAAUGUGAGAGUGUGUGUUUGAAAAACUGCUCUUGCACAGCAUACACAAGCUUAGAUAUCAGAGGUGACGGGAGUGGCUGCUUGCUUUGGUUUGGUAACAUUGUGGAUAUGGGAAAACAUGUCUCCCAAGGACAAGAGAUUUACAUACGAAUGGCUGCUUCAGAGCUAGACCAAACUUGGCAUAAAAGGCACGCUAGCACCAAGCUUGUGGUGAUUUUGGCAACAAUCGCUACGUUCAUCGUAGGCUUAAUAUUAGGAUCAGUCAUAUACAUACGGAGAAAACUAGGGAAACCAGGAAAGACAAAUAUAAUCGACCAGAUGCAUCACUCUAUAAAACAUGAGAAGAAAGACAUCGACUUACCAACCCUUGAUUUAUCAACCAUUGAUAAUGCAACCAGUAAUUUCUCUGCCAGUAACAUAUUGGGAGAAGGUGGAUUUGGACCAGUUUACAAGGGUGUGCUGGCAAAUGGACAAGAGAUUGCUGUUAAGAGGCUUUCCAAAAAUUCUGGACAAGGAUUAGAGGAGUUCAGAAAUGAAGUUGUGUUGAUUGCCAAUCUUCAGCACCGGAAUCUUGUAAAGAUUCUUGGGUGUUGUAUUCAAGAUGAUGAGAGAAUCUUGAUCUAUGAAUUCAUGCCUAACAGGAGCUUGGAUCUUUACAUUUUUGAUCGAACAAGAAAGAAAUUAUUGGAUUGGAACAAACGCUUCCAAAUUAUAAGUGGCAUUGCUAGAGGGCUUCUGUAUCUUCAUCAUGAUUCGAGACUAAGGAUCAUUCACAGAGAUAUCAAAACAAGCAAUAUUCUUCUUGAUAAUGAUAUGAAUCCAAAGAUAUCAGACUUUGGACUAGCAAGGAUGCUUGUUGGCGAUCACACCAAAGCCAAUACAAAAAGAGUAGUUGGAACUCAUGGUUACAUGCCUCCUGAGUAUGCAGUGUAUGGAUCUUUUUCAGUGAAAUCAGAUGUCUUUAGCUUUGGUGUUAUUGUACUAGAGAUAGUUAGUGGGAGGAAGAACACAAAAUUUCUUGAUCCACUCAAUCAACUUAACCUUAUUGGGCAUGCAUGGAGAUUGUGGAGUGAAGGGAGGACUUUGGAACUGAUUGAUGAAUCACUGGACGAUUCAAUCAUUGAAAGUGAAGUGUUGAAAAUUGUUCACGUGGGACUCUUGUGUGUUCAAGAGAGACCAGAGGACAGGCCCAACAUGUCAAGUGUGGUUCUAAUGCUGAAUGGUGACAGACCAUUGCCCAGGCCCAAGCUCCCCGCUUUUUAUCCACACCAAGAAGAUUUUUCUUCAUCCAGCAAGUGUGAAUUCAGCUCAAAUGAGUUGUCCAUCACUUUAGAGGCAAGAUAGUAAACCUAAAUUAAUCAAGAUAAAUUGCUAAUUUGUUUAGUUUUGAGUAUGUAUGCCUGAAUUGCUGUUGUGCACUGUUCUAAUACUGUUCUCUUAGCAUCUAAUGCUUUUGUAAGUAUGCACGGACAAUGAAUGAUCCUUUGAAAAAAGAAAAGCAAACUUCGCUGUCA
Glycine soja is the source of this 2875-nucleotide messenger RNA. RefSeq names its product G-type lectin S-receptor-like serine/threonine-protein kinase At4g27290. Gene Ontology annotation, molecular function: protein serine/threonine kinase activity; ATP binding. NCBI's taxonomy places the organism in Eukaryota, Viridiplantae, Streptophyta, Magnoliopsida, Fabales, Fabaceae. The record is from RefSeq and is a predicted model, not a curated record. The transcript is spliced from 7 exons. Gene Ontology annotation, biological process: recognition of pollen; protein phosphorylation. The coding region runs from base 252 to 2705 and encodes 817 amino acids.